AUGAUUUCGGGACUAUUUAUUGUUGGAUUGUUGACAAUCUCGAUUGGACUUUCAACAGCUCAAUUCAGAGGAGAAUGCGAAGUUCCGUUGCACAAAGGAAUUCAAGAAUGCAAAAAUACAUCAUCAAUUAGAGUAAGUUGAACGAAUUUAUCAGAUAUAAAUAAUUCCGAUAUUUUUAGUAUCAUUUUGAUAAAACUACUCAAACUUGUCUCGCUUUCCGUUAUUCUGGAUGUGGCGGAAACACCAACAACUUCAAAAGUCAUUCGGAAUGUCAACAAUUCUGUCUCCCAAGUUAGUGUUUUUCCCAAUGCUCUCAUCAAAAAAAUCAUAUUUUUAUAGUGGACUACUUCACAUGUCCAGUCGCAUCUGCUAAAAUCAAGAGCAAAGAUGGGUCGGUCAACUGUGCUGGAAUGGACCAAAAAGAAUGUGAUGGUGAACAUAGCUAUUGUGUUAGAGGAUCAUUUGUUGGAUUCUGUUGUGACAAGAGAAUUAGAGGUGACUAGAAAUCAUAUAAACCUGUCUAUAAUUGUUGAUUUUUUUCUAGACAAAGUAAACCAAGACUACGAUGAUGAAUGUGGACCAAAACAAAAGAAGGAAAAAGUUCAAAUGUCUGGAUAUUCAAUUCCACUUUUGGGAAAAACUUGUGACUCAAACUUUUGCUCAACUGGAUACAAGUGCCAACAAGGAAAUUAUUAUGCCUACUGUUGCAAGUAA
Messenger RNA from Caenorhabditis angaria, 714 nucleotides. Lineage: Eukaryota; Metazoa; Nematoda; Chromadorea; Rhabditida; Rhabditidae. The record is from the annotation of a GenBank genome assembly.